Molecule: messenger RNA, 786 nt
Organism: Suillus subalutaceus
Lineage: Eukaryota; Fungi; Basidiomycota; Agaricomycetes; Boletales; Suillaceae
Exons: 5
Coding region: 1-786 (261 amino acids)
Source: RefSeq, a predicted model, not a curated record
AUGACAUCCACGCACACCCGCUUGCACUCUGUGUACCUCGCUGUGGAUAUUAGCGCGGUCCAGAAUCCACGCACUCUCCCGCCAUCGAUGUUACUUUACUCACCUCAUUACGUCCUGCGCCGCCCUUCCCAGCAAUCUCCUCCUGUGCCCUCAGGCCUCUUCAGCACAUCCUUCAAAUUGCUCUCCCACCCAUCUCAAAUGCCUGACGUCCCACAGCUGCCGGAUGGCGAAAUUGAAGAGGAGAGUCGGGAGCUCACACAUGAGGAAAUAUGGGACGGCUCUGCGCUCAUCGACGCCUGGAACUCUGCCACAGCAGAAUAUGAGGUACGUCCAGCAAGUGCUCUUACAUCUGCCGCUCUUGACACCCUUGCAAGGCAUUCCACGGGAAAACGCAAGACUGGAAGUCGACCACUGUCAAGAAAUCCUCUCUUUUCGAAGAAGAAGGCCAAGACACCUAAUUCAACAAAACUGAAAGAAGAGGACUCCGCACCGCUUGAUUUCGACACGGUCGUCCCAUCGUAUGAUCCUUCGCCGCCAGUGCCAUCUGAGGCUUCAACGGCACCCGAGUCCUCGUUUUUCAUACCUGCAUCUUCAACCACCAUGGUAAGUCGCGAUGAAGCUUUCAGCCGUGCGCUAAGUGCGAUGUAUUGGGGUGGAUACUGGACCGCAGUGUACCAUUGCCAAAAUCGGCAUUCCUCUCAGGAGGCUGUCGAGGAGCAAGAUCAUCAGGAAUACGAAGAAGAUGAUGAAGUUCUUGAGGAUGAUGCUGAAGAUUUGGUACCUUAG